Molecule: messenger RNA, 1808 nt
Organism: Oncorhynchus kisutch (coho salmon)
Lineage: Eukaryota; Metazoa; Chordata; Actinopteri; Salmoniformes; Salmonidae
Exons: 5
Coding region: 96-980 (294 amino acids)
Source: RefSeq, a predicted model, not a curated record
GGUCUCAUGAGUUUUCUCAAUUCCGCUAGUUGGGAACUAGGCUAUUAUGCGUUAGCCGAUUUACUUUCAUUUUCAUAUUUGCAACUACCAAAAAAAUGGAGACCGGACUACAAGAGAGGGCAGAAUUGUUUUUGCUGACUGAAGACAGUUUUAGGAUUAAUGCCUACAAUAUCAUCUGUGAAAUGGACAAACUACACGGACCUAAGGAAUAUGUGGAUGAGAUGCUCCACAGCAUCUUCUUCUUAGGCUGGAUUCAUUCCCCCAAAUACACCCCCGAGAUGAUCCUUGGUGACCAUUUAUCUACGAUGAUAAAGAUAUUCCCACAACCGUUUGAGAGUUACACAAGGAAACUACCAAAACGGACUCCGUUCUCCUGUGUGCUGGAUAUGGUGGUCUCCAUGUUUGGACCAGACAAUGAGUUGGAAAUAUGGCGGAAACUGCGGGAUAUCGCCAAUGUCAUGUCAGGGAAACACCGGUUCACCUCCUCUACCAUCUGCAUCUCUGAAAGUGGAGGGAGGUACUAUGGAGCGUCCAUGUCCUGCACGGGGAAGAAAGAGGGACAGAUUAUGAUCGCUGUGUCCUGUCUGUGUACCUGGCACUACAGUGUAUCCAAUGCCGUGAUGUCAUACAAGCCAGAUAAGAACAAGAGAAAGAACUUUGAUGGCACCAUGAAACUACAAGAGUUUGUAAAGUGCCAGGCUUCCAAUGUGAAGAGUGGGAAGAUGUCUCCUUGCAGGUCCUGUGGUCAUCUUUUUGAUCUGGAGGAACCAAGCAAUCAGAUGUGGCCCUAUGGGAACUGCGCAGAGGCAGAGAGCUUGAGCAAACUGCUCUAUGGAGAGGAAGAGAUUGUUAAGAUAGUAGUACCAUCAGUUGAUUGCAAAAUGCGAGAGCAAGUGGUGAACGAGGUAAAGGCUCACCUGGAAGAGAAGCUCCAAGAGUCAGAAUUUCAAUGGGAUUCUUCCUAUUACAUUCCACAGUAGAUUGUCAGAGAAACGCAUGUGCGCACACGCACACACACACUAAGUUUACAGAUAUACAGAUGCACAUUCCUACUGCAACACACUGAGAUCCAAAACAUGAAACAUAUAAUCAUAGCUUGGUGCGGGGCUAGCAACAUGUGAUUUGUGUCUGACAGCUAGCAUUGAAACAUUGCCAAAGCAGUGAACCACUCUGUGCAUGUAGUAUACAGUAUAACUGCUAGGCUAUAGCUAUCGGCUCUUAUCAAUGACAUCUGUGAAGUAGAUGGUUCUUUUAGUGGGGGACUUUGAGAACUUACAGUCAACAAAAUGAAAGUUAGAUAGUCAGGCCCCCAUUGAUCUUGUUAUAAUGUUUUAGCAUAAGAAUACAGCUUUAGCCUUGUAAAAUGCAGGUAUUUGCAGGGAAUGUGCUUAAAAAGACAAAAAAAUUGCUCUCAGUUCCAUGGCAAAAUGUAUAGAAUGGCAGGAAAUUAGCUUUAAAAUAAAAUGUUCUCUACACCAACCCAUAUGGUGGGUUGUGACUCAAAAGACACCUCCAUUUGUGUUUCACAAAGCCAAACAGUUUGGAAAUCCCUGGUUGGAAACCUCGAUGGAGAUACUCUAUUAUUCAUCAUUUGUCUGCUGUAUUUAAUUGAAUAUUCUAGACAAAGAAUUUGACAUUAAACAUGUAUUAUUUUAAAUUGAUUUUAAACUUUACUUCUACUGUAAGCAUUGAUGCACAUCUUACUCAUCUGUAACAAAUUACUAAUACUUUAACCGUUGGUGUGAAUUAAUGUCUGGGUUGACUAAUAUGUGAGGAAUUAAUAUAAUAAAGGAGACUAUGAUAAAGGA